GGACUGACAAUGUGGGAGUCUUCCAGCGGUGGGACGAGGGACGUGCUGGAGAACAACAGCGACACAAGUGGAUUCUCCGAACACGAACUCCUUGACAUCAUGUAUAAUGCUUGCAAUACCAGCAAUACAGGAGAGGUGUUGGCCUCCACUCUCAUUCAGUACCUGCAAACCAUGACGGCUCAGAGUCCAGAGCAGGAGAAACUGGCUGCCCUGAGGCAGCUCCUUGACCCCGACUCCCUGAACCCGCAUGUGAGCCGGGAGACUUUCCACUCCACCAUGAGGGAGUGGAUCGCACAAUGCAGCCAGGGCAGCGAUGUGGAAAGCAGCCACAUACGCUGGCCAGACUCCUCUAAAGUACCCGUUAACGGGCUGGAUUUUUCCUUUUCUCAAAACAAGGCAGCCUUGUCAGAUGGCCACCAGUGCUCUUGUGAUGGAAGGGACCUGUCCGGCACAGUGGCCGAACUCAAGCACGCGCAGCGCAAACUGAGCGAGCAGAACAGCAGCCUGCUGAGGACCGUGGCUCAGUGCGAGGACGUGAACCUGCAGCUCUCCCUGGAGAUCACCGAGCUGCGAGCGAAGCUGGUCAGUGCUCAGCGUUCUGCGGUGAGAGUCAGAUCCCUGACAGAGGAGCUGGAGGAGACGCGCCAGGCUUUUAAAGAGGCUCAGGAAAGAGCCAGUCGCUCACAGAGCAGCUGCACUAAACUGAGCAAUGAGGUGGAAUGUCUGAAGGUUCACAUUAGGAGGCUGGAAGACAAGGUAGCACAGGUCAACAUCAGAAGAGAGAUUAAUGUACAAUGA
Molecule: messenger RNA, 798 nt
Organism: Salarias fasciatus (jewelled blenny)
Lineage: Eukaryota; Metazoa; Chordata; Actinopteri; Blenniiformes; Blenniidae
Product: lymphoid-restricted membrane protein-like
Exons: 9
Coding region: 10-798 (262 amino acids)
Biological process (GO): chromosome localization to nuclear envelope involved in homologous chromosome segregation; spindle localization; spindle assembly
Cellular component (GO): lateral element; chromosome, telomeric region; meiotic spindle pole
Molecular function (GO): dynein complex binding
Source: RefSeq, a predicted model, not a curated record